Durusdinium trenchii is the source of this 1107-nucleotide messenger RNA. Lineage: Eukaryota; Dinophyceae; Suessiales; Symbiodiniaceae. The record is from the annotation of a GenBank genome assembly.
AUGCGGAAGAACUACCUUUGGUGCGAGGGCAAGAAGGCGAACUCAUUGGCAGUGGAGGAGUUUGACUACAUCUUUGUUUCUGCAACCACCGGCUUCUGCGCUUCUUUUCUGCGCUACCACGAUGCGUUGCAGUUCCGUGGGUACGUCAGUUCUAAAGCCAUUGCAUGGGCGCAGCUGACUAGCCUUUGGCCUGAUGAUCACUCACAUCAGCGCUUCAACCAAGAUUAUGGCCAAGCACGCUUGCUCUUCCAUGUCAUCGCGGAGUUUAAGGACAUGUGGAAGCUUCAUUCCCGGAAGGACAAAGAACGUCUCCUGCGAAGCAUUGAGAUCGACAACCCCUUGCAGCUUGCAUCCAGCGACUGGGUGCAUUUUGGGGUUGUCUUGAAGUUAGUCUCGGAGCUUUUGCCCCUCUACAAGAACUACUGGACCAUCGACAAGUUCCACGCACGUGGACACGGUCCCGACUGCAAGUGUUCACUGCUCAAUCAUAAGCGGCUUGAGCGGAGAUUGAAGGAAGUUAACACUUCGAUCUCAUGGUUCAGGGGGUACUCCAGUACAUUCAGUUCCAUGAAUCCCAAUGUGCAGCUGUUUUACGUCCUCGCCUAUGCUCGGCGACGCAAUGCCAUGGAAGCGGACGGGGGCAUCGAGCACCAAAAUCCUUGGCCUGCGCAUAAGCAGGCCAUGAAGAAGGCGGCCGCUUGGAAGAAACCUGCCAGCCACAGCUACAAUUGCAAAGCAGUGGCCAAGACUCACGUAAAGAAGAAACCAGCGGCUGCAGCACGUGAUUCGGUGGUCUCUGGCUUCUUCAACUUCCUUCAUUCUGGAAGGUCCGGCUAUGUGCUUCUGUGUGGCUUUGCGCUGUUGGUGCUUGCUGGGGUCAUGAUGGUGGCGACUUUCGACAGCCGAGAAGCGAGAGCAGCACCGCCGGGCUGGGAACGGUUCGUGGCUGCAACAAGCUCCAACCAGUGGGUUUCUUGCGCCUUCCUGCUCUCUGCGGCUUCCAUUGUGCUCAGUCGCACGACACACUCAAGUGAAGUUAUCCUUCGUUUUCCUGGAUUCGGAACGUUGCAACAACAAUUAGUGAGUGCACGGCGCACACCUGCAUAG